AUGGGCAGACGAGUGUACGAUCCCAUACACGAUGUGUUUCAGGAGCCUGUAUCGAGUGGGUCUGUGAACGGGGGUGGGGCUGCUGGGGUGGUGCCGAUGGUCGGAUCGCAGACAGUGGUGCAAGUGCAGCAGCCGUUGUCGAAACCGAUGACCAGUUCCAUUAUUUUGAACAGCGAUUUCGAUGAGGAUGGUGAUACCGGUGGGGAAUCGACUCAGUCGGAGGAUAACACUUCGAUGGUGACUGUUCGUCGGGUUGAUCCACAGCGUAAGAGGGGUCCUCCCCCUGGACACCCGCCCCCAAGCAAGAGGAGGCAGGCGCGAGAGACGAGCAAGUAUAACAGGCAUUUGAAGAAACCGGAUGGGUCCUUUUUCAGUAGGCGGGAUGUACAGUACACUUUCCUGCGGAGUCUGAUGGACGACAAGCGUGCCCUGUUCACCAACAUAUUCAAGAACCACUAUUCGUUUCUGAUGGUCCCAGGCCGUUCUGAGGAGGACCCAGCGGUGGUGAACGUGACAGAUUGGCAAUUCAACGCGAGGAAGUUCUUCAUGAACGAGAAGUUGACCUUUUCGCAACUGUACGUGCUGUGUCUCGCCACGUCUGGGAAGUGUUCAAAAGUGUUACGGGAGAAGUUGUUGACGGACCCACAAGUAUCCUUCUCGACAUGUCUCCUUGCGUUCCUCGUGAACAUCGGCCGGUUAAACACAACGAUCAAUUUUUACUUGGAGAUGACGUCUCAAUUGCGGACUUUCCACUCUGUGCCCUGUCUCCAGUUGCAUAACGUGGACCCGAAAUCGUUGCAGGACACACCGCGGUUGAAGUCGAUCCUGAAGAACUUGCCCCUCGGUAACGAGCCUGUUGUUGAAACGGGCCUACGAGAGUCAGUAUCGGAGUCUCAAGUGGACCACUACAAUGUAGUGAACAUGAUCUUCCACAUAUGUGACAACGUGACGCAGGUGAACCAGAAUCUGUUGACGCAAGGGAACAUUGUGACUGACGCCUCUGAUUUCUCCUGUGUGAAUCUGUUCCAAGUGUUAGACACGGAGACUUUCACACCGGAGACGCGACGUGACGUUGUGUUAUGGCUUCUGUAUUUGCAUUUGGAGACUGGUCUGGAUAAAGUUUCUGAGUCCUUUGCGCCUUUUGGCAAGGGGCAGCAGAUCGAACUGCUUGUGAACAGGGACCCUCGUGUCGAUGAGGAUCCUGUGGAUGAGUACGAGUUUGGGCUGGACCAAGAGGUGAAGCGUCGGGAGUUCUUGAAGCGGAUCAACGGGAAGACGCAAGCGCAGACGCCCGAGCCCGUGCCCGUGCCCGUGGAGGACGUUGAUGUUGACGACGAUGAGAUCAAGGGAGAGGAUGACACUGUACAGGAGGACACUGAAGAAGCGGUAACCAUGGGCCCCAGUGCUGAGGACAUGCACACUCGCCAAGUGAAUCGGAUGAUUGAAUUGGACAAGAACAAACCACUUGAACUUGGAGACGACGACGACGGUAACAAUAGUACCACUGUACCGCAGUGUAAAGUUGUGACUGAUCUACUUGCUUCACACGAGUACGUUCGUUUACACAGACGAGAACUUGGACUUGUUAAAGUGUUUAACGAUUACGAGGAUAUACCGAUGGCCUCAGUGAUUGGUAUUAGGGGCAAGAAGCGGAAGAAGUACCGCGACGGCCUUCUUGGGUUUGAGACGGAUUACCUUCGUGUAUUCAAGCAUUGCAAGCGAGUGUUAUUAGAGGAGGCUCAAUCCGGGAUCGGAUCAGACUCGGGGAGCGGUGUGUUCCGCCUAUAA
Huiozyma naganishii CBS 8797 is the source of this 1788-nucleotide messenger RNA. RefSeq names its product Ies1p (gene IES1). NCBI's taxonomy places the organism in Eukaryota, Fungi, Ascomycota, Saccharomycetes, Saccharomycetales, Saccharomycetaceae. The record is from RefSeq and is a predicted model, not a curated record. The transcript has a single exon. Bases 1 to 1788 code for a protein of 595 amino acids. Gene Ontology annotation, cellular component: Ino80 complex.